This is a messenger RNA of Nematolebias whitei (Rio pearlfish), 1515 nucleotides long. RefSeq names its product limbic system associated membrane protein. The transcript has 7 exons. The record is from RefSeq and is a predicted model, not a curated record. NCBI's taxonomy places the organism in Eukaryota, Metazoa, Chordata, Actinopteri, Cyprinodontiformes, Rivulidae. Bases 81 to 977 code for a protein of 298 amino acids.
GCUGCGGAGACGCGCGCUUCUCUGCGCUUCUUUUAUUUUUAAUUUACUUUUUGAUUUUUUUUUUUUUUUUUAAUUCAAAAAUGCAAGCUGGACGCAAAUCGUGUUGGAGGCAGUUGCAGGCUUCUUUUUUCAGACUGCUCUGUCUUCUGCCCACAGGAUUUCCAGUCCGGAGUGUGGAUAUGCAGCGGGCUACGGACAACAUCACCAUCCGCCAGGGCGACACGGCCAUCAUAAGGUGCUACGUUGAUGACAAAAUUUCCAAGGUGGCCUGGCUCAAUCGAUCAAACAUCAUCUUUGCAGGCCAGGAAAAGUGGUCCCUGGACCCCAGAGUAGACCUGAUUACAAAAGGGCAGCUGGAGUACAGCUUACGCAUACAAAAGGUGGAUGUGUUCGAUGAAGGCUCUUACACCUGCUCCAUACAAACUAAGCAGCAGCCCAAGACCUCUCAGGUUUAUCUCAUUGUGCAAGUUCCAGCCAAUAUCUACAAGGUGUCAGAAGACAUCACUGUGAAUGAGGGCAGCAACGUAACACUCAGCUGUUUGGCAAGCGGUAGACCAGACCCCAUGAUCACCUGGCGGCUGCUCAACCCCUCAGCAGAACCACUGGAUGGAGAAGAAUACCUGGACAUUGUAGACAUCAUGCGAAACCAAGCUGGUCGUUAUGAAUGCAAGGCCAGCAAUGACGUUGCUACGCCUGAUGUCAAAUACGUCAAUGUGGUCGUCAACUGUAAACUGUCCAAUACCCAGGGCAUCAAUAUCCAGAUUCUUGGCACGACCACUGUCCUCAUGAUUGCUAACGUCACUGAAGAAGAUUAUGGGAACUACACCUGCGUGGCCUCAAACCGACUGGGUGCUCAGAGUGCCAGUCUCUUCCUCUACAGACCCGGGACAGGCCGAGACAUCAGCGGCUCUCCCUGUGUCUCUCAAUCACUGUGGCUCCUGCUGGCCUCCUUCGCUUGCCUUCUCUUCAAGUGUUAAUACAGCUCUCCUUCCAUUAACGCCCAUGCUCCCUUUCUCUGCUCCUUCCUCUCUCCUCUUCACCGCUACCUUAUCACCGACUGUUUGCGUCACGACAGAAGAGCCUAUGUGCUCUGGAGCACCCAGGAGCACUGCUUACAGAUUUUAAGUGCUGGGUUAUGAAUAAACAAAAGAAAACUAAAUAAAAGGGAAGGACAGAACAAGCUAGCAGUGCUCUUUCAAAGAUUGUUGUUUUCAUUUGUAUGCACUACCUACUAUCUGCUACAUCCUCUUUAGGGUCAGGGAUUAAGAUUAGAUUUAUGCUCUUUUUGUCACAAAGAUGCCAACAAUCGCUCUGUAUAAAGCUUCUCACUCCACUUUGUUAUCUCAAAGAGUGUUUAACCGGUGCAUUAAUUAGUAAGAUGACAUGUGUUUGCCAAGUAUACACACAGAUUUGAAACUAAUGAUUUUAAAAAGAUUAAAGGCAAACCGCUGCAGUUCACUUUGCGAUGAGAUUAGAGCUUGGUACGCCGACGCUACUUGGCUGAAGCUCAGAGAU